Molecule: messenger RNA, 1127 nt
Organism: Aspergillus nidulans FGSC A4
Lineage: Eukaryota; Fungi; Ascomycota; Eurotiomycetes; Eurotiales; Aspergillaceae
Product: protein orsB
Exons: 2
Coding region: 13-1008 (331 amino acids)
Molecular function (GO): hydrolase activity; carboxy-lyase activity
Source: RefSeq, a predicted model, not a curated record
CUACUGGCAAGAAUGACUCCGCCACUCCUCGCCCUCGAAGAACACUACUACUCGACCGCCAUCUUCAACUCGAUUGGCGAGACCUUCCAGCGAACCCUGCAAGGCGUGCCUGGUCUCGCCGACCAGCUGCGAAGCCUCGGAGAUGGGCGACUCGAGGCAAUGAACCGUGGGAACAUCUCGCUGCAGGUGGUCUCCCAUGCUUUUACUCCGGGUGGACCCAGUGCCGAAGCCUGCAGAGCAGGCAACGAUGAGCUUGCGGCCGAGAUUGCCCAGAUCAGCGAUCCCCAGCGCUUCGCUGCCUUCGCAGUCCUGCCCGUUGCAGACCCAACUGCGUCGGCGGCGGAGCUAGACCGGUCUGUUUCUGAACUAGGGUUCGUCGGUGCGUUGAUUGACAACCAUGCGGACGGAAAGCAUUUCGACGGUCACGACUACGAUGUUCUCUGGGCCAAGGCGUGCGAGCUCGAUGUGCCCAUCUACCUGCACCCUACCUGGCCCUCGGCCCGCAUGGCCGAGAACUUCAUGGGCUCCUACCCAGUCCCCGUCGGCAUCAGCCUGGGCGGCCCGGGCUGGGGUUGGCAUCCCGAUGUUGGCCUCCACGUGCUGAAGCUGUUCGCUGCGGGGGUGUUUGAUCGCUUCCCAAGGCUGAAGAUCAUCGUGGGCCACAUGGGUGAGAUGCUUCCCUAUAUGCUCGAACGAGCCAGUGACAUGAGUACUCGCUGGGGCGGAUGGGGCCCUCGAGACCGACCGCUCCGGCAGGUCUGGGAUGAGAAUAUCUGGAUUACUACAUCUGGGAGUUGGAGUCUCGCGCCUCUGAAGUGCAUCCUCCACAACACAAAAGUGGAGCGCAUCAUGUACAGCGUUGACUACCCCUUCGAAUCCAACGAGCGGGGACUGGAGUGGUUCAAGGAACUCGAGGGCAGUGGCCUGUUGACCGAAGAGCAGUUGGAGAUGGUGGCCUACCGCAACGCGGAGGACUUGCUUAAGGUGCAUAUGAAGAAGGAGCAGUGAUAAACCAGUAGGAAUUGGCCUAUUGCAGUACGGUUCCCGGGAUUGAGUCUAUAUUUGGAAAAUGGGAGAGAGAUAAAGAUAGCACUGUCGAAUGGGACAUAAUCAACGCCUGCCUAUGC